GAGUCGCCGCGGUGGAAAUGGAAGCAGAACGGGAAGCUGAAGGUUUAAACGGCGUCAAAGUGUGAAGACGGGCUUCCUCGGGGCGACGCCGCGACCCGCCAGGGCAGAGAGCAGGCCGCCCGCCCGCCCGCCCGCCAUGGUGCAGUAAAUAGGACACAGCAGUUGGGAAGGACAGGAGGACAUCUGUUGUCCAGAUGAAGUGCCUGCUGAUAGCCAGCGAGAGCGCGGAGGUUCUCUUCUAUUGGACCGACCUAGAAUUUCAACAGAGUAUCCAGGAGCAGUAUGGGGCGUCCCAAGAGGAGGACCAGAGGCCUCCGGCUUUCGAGGACAGCAUCAACACCCUGUUUGCUCCCAUCAUCAUCUCCUGCAGUACCAUGGUGGACAGACUGGGUGACAGCUACGCCUGCUUCACCACAGAAAACAACCACACCUACGUACUACACCAGUUUGACGAGUGUCUGUACAUAGCUGUGAAUGGAGAUGGCGAUGAAGAAGAGGAUGAUCUCAGGAGAAAGAUUUACGUGUUGAAGAAGAUGAUUGAAGUCCACUUUGGCAUGGUCACCCUCAGCAGUCACCUCAUUAGGAAACAACUGCGUCCUCAGGACACAGAGCAGAGGAUGAGAUUGUGGAAACAUCUCCAGGGCCUGCUGGAGACAUACAGCCACCUCCGUGAAAAUGACCAGAGCAUCCUAGUGGAGGCGGUGGAGAGGUUGAUACACCCCACAUUAUGUGAGCAGUGUAUUGAGUUUCUGGAACGCCGCCUUGUGCAGCAGCUCAACAGGAGCAUGGAGAGAGCUGGAGAGGAAGUGCUGCACGCCUUCAUCCUGGUGCACACCAAACUGCUGGCCUUCUACUCCAGUCAGAACGCAAGCUCACUUUCCACGUCAGACCUGCUGGCUCUCAUCGUCAUGGCACAGAAUAUGUACCCCAGUAACACAGAGCUGGACGACACAAGCCCCGAGGAUGUGGAAAGUACCUCCGGCUCGGGUCCCGAUGUCUUCUACACCCCGGAGCCCUCCCCAACAGACAGAGAUUCAAGCGGCUCCGAAAGGCCAGAGAGAGGCAGCGGUUCCCUGUUUGAGUUCGUGGAUCCAGACGUACAGAUGGCGGAGGACAGUUUGCAGACUCUGGAAGUCCCGCCUCCCGACCCGUCGACCCCACGCCGGGUAUUCUUAGACGUUUCUCUCAAGGAGGGCCUGUAUCCCAUGAUGCCUCACUCCAUGUACUGCUUACCACUCUGGCCUGGGAUCACGCUAGUGCUUCUCACUAAGAUUCCGAACAGCGGUUUGGCCAUGUCGGUGUAUGCCUUCCUGGAGGCCUUUGCCAAGCUGGAGAGACGUCUGAGUGAAAGCCCUGAGGGUUCGGCUGCCGCCAGAGGCCAGCCCGCUGUCCAUGACCUCCGCAGCAAGCUGGACAAGUUCGUCAAAGCCCUCGUCCCCAGAGACAUACAGACCUCUCAGCUGCAGAAUGUAUGGACGGAGUUUAAGAACCGUGCCUUUGCCAAAGGAGGACCCGGGUUCAACAAAGAACUGAUCCCAUGGUGUAAGAGUAUGAAGACCCAGCUAUGUGGCGUGUACAGACAGUGUUUCAUCACCGAGAGCUCUGGAGGCGCAGAGAGUCACCAGUACCUCUCCCCGAGUCUACAAGAACGAGCUCAGACCCUGGUACAGGAGAAGCUGAUGGACUGGAAGGACUUCCUAUUGGUGAAGAGCAAGAGGAAUAUUACGAUGGUGUCUUACCUGGAGGAUUUCCCUGGUCUCAUCCAUUUCAUCUGUGUGGACCGCUCCACCGGCCAAAUGAUUGCCCCCUCGCUCAAUGUCACAGACCGCACGUCCACUGAGCUCGGAAAGGGGCAGCUGGCGCAGUUCAUCAAGAACAAGGUCUGGGCGCUAGUCAGCACGACACGCCGAUAUGUCCAGAAGGGUUACUCCACCGUAACGCUGCGAGACGGAGACUUCUACUUCUGCUACUUCCUCUGGUUUGAAAAUGAAACUGGCUACAAGUUAGAGGCGCUGGAGCUGCCCAUUCGAUCCGAUGACUCCGCCCCCAUUGGGAUGCUGGCCUCGGACUAUUACAGGAAGCUGCUGCGGUACUACAGCAAAAACCACCACGGCGAGGUGGUGAAAUGCUACGAGCUGCUGACGGUCCACUUGGGCAUCAUCCCCACCGAGUUCAUCCUGCAGCACUGCAGACAGCUGGCGAGCAAGCUGUGGGAACCCUCUCGAAACCCGUUACUGUAGCAACAUGCACGCGCGUACGGACAGAACCACGGCGGACAAGCCACGUGCACGUCUUCCUCGUUCCCUGGAUGGCCUUACAUUUGAUUUUACGUGUGAUAUUUCCAAAACGUUGUCCUUUAAAGCAUAAAAAUGUGUAUUUCCCUGUGUCCACGUUUCUGCACUGAGCACGUUUGUCACUGGCACCUUGUGUAUGUCUCCUCUUCACCUUCGCACACCUGCUGAAUGUUUUAUCUUACGUCGUCACUUUUUACAUUGUAAUUUAUUGUUGAGUUGUUUCUUUGUGUCUCGUGUCCUCGUAUUUAUUAGCAGUGUAUUAGUUCUGGGAGCUGCGUGUGAAUCAAGAGCAAUUUUGUAGUAAUUGUGUCACUUUCUUCAGUCCACAGAACUCCCAUUCCACAGUCAUCCUGUUAUCUAUAUAUCUUAUCCAUUCCACAGUCAUCCUGUUAUCUAUAUAUCUUAUCCAUUCCAGUCAUCCUGUUAUCUAUAUAUCUUAUCCAUUCCACAGUCAUCCUGUUAUCUAUGUAUCUUAUCCAUUCCACAGUCAUCCUGUUAUCUAUAUAUCUUAUCCAUUCCACAGUCAUCCUGUUAUCUAUAUAUCUUAUCCAUUCCACAGUCAUGCUGUUAUCUAUAUAUCUUAUCCAUUCCACAGUCAUCCUGUUAUCUAUAUAUCUUAUCCAUUCCACAGUCAUCCUGCAGCUACUUAACAACAUUACAGCUACAGGUACCACCAUUACUGGUGUCGGUACUACUCCUGAGUCGACUGCAACACGUUUAUUUUGGCUGUGAGAGACAUAAAUCACCACUCUUUCAAUAUUUAUUUGCUUUUGGAAAAAUUUUUUUAGAGACGGUAAGGUGUCAAAUGCACAACUGUUUGUCGUAAACAUAAAAAUGAUGUUGAAUUUUUAUAAACCAGCUAACAUUGUGUUGUUUUACCAAACCAACCAACCACGGUCACUGAGAUGAUGAUAAAAAUAUUG
Messenger RNA from Lampris incognitus (smalleye Pacific opah), 3217 nucleotides. It is a transcript of the gene hps1, whose product is annotated as HPS1 biogenesis of lysosomal organelles complex 3 subunit 1. Gene Ontology annotation, cellular component: BLOC-3 complex. The record is from RefSeq and is a predicted model, not a curated record. Gene Ontology annotation, molecular function: guanyl-nucleotide exchange factor activity. NCBI's taxonomy places the organism in Eukaryota, Metazoa, Chordata, Actinopteri, Lampriformes, Lampridae. The transcript is spliced from 18 exons. The coding region runs from base 195 to 2240 and encodes 681 amino acids. Gene Ontology annotation, biological process: melanosome assembly; vesicle-mediated transport.